Molecule: messenger RNA, 3505 nt
Organism: Xiphias gladius (swordfish)
Lineage: Eukaryota; Metazoa; Chordata; Actinopteri; Istiophoriformes; Xiphiidae
Gene: c14h5orf22
Product: chromosome 14 C5orf22 homolog
Exons: 10
Coding region: 160-1515 (451 amino acids)
Source: RefSeq, a predicted model, not a curated record
AGUCGCUUGGCUGCAGCUGGUUCUGCCAGGUGUAAAUAUCAAACAAGGUCUGACGAGACGUUGUCACAGUGUGUGCUGGAGAUAGAGCUAUGAGAACGCGACGUUAGUUAAGCUAAAGGCAAGUUUAAUAAUAACGUUACUUUCACGGACGGAGUAAAAAUGAGUUGUGCACCGCUCAAGAGGUUCUACAAGGAGCUGCCAGUGUGGAUAGUGGAGGACCACCACGAUGUGGUGUGUCACAUCUACCGUGCCAUUGCAUCAAGAUACCUCCCACCAAAGAACAUAAAGAUGGUUCAUUUGGACUCCCAUCCUGAUCUGCUUAUCCCUGUCAACAUGUCUGCUGACACGGUCUUUGAUAAGGAGAAACUGUUCAGUGAGCUGAGUAUAGAAAACUGGAUAAUGCCCAUGGUGUAUGCUGGCCAUGUGUCCUGUGUGGCAUGGCUGCAUCCAUACUGGGCACAGCAGAUUAGAGAGGGAGAGCACACGAUGGCUGUGGGCAGAGACUCAUCCACCACCACCAUCAGAGUGACCAGUACAGACAACUACUUUCUCAGUGAUGGUCUUUAUGUUUGUGAGAAGCAUCUGGAGAACUCUAAACCUCUCAGACUGAAGGUGGUCAAAGUCAAUCCUGUCAAACCAGCUCAUUUAUCGCUCACAGAAAAGAAUACAAAGGAGGACACAGAAAGGUGGUUUGCCAAGAGACGUCGGACAGAGUGUAAUAAGGCUGGGGAAUCUAGCUUCUCUGAGCCCUUCUCAACAGCCACUGACACACUGAAACCAGCAGGGGGCAAGGAAGAACAGUGGAGCAAUGGGACAGGCUUGGGAGAGGAUGAUGAAGAUGAAGGAUCAACCAAUUAUGUUGUUAAGAGAAUAUCUGCAUUUCUAACUGAGACAGAGCCAUAUAUUUUGGACAUUGAUUUGGAUUUCUUCUCAUGUAAGAAUCCCUUCAAGGAAUUAUACACACAGGAAGAGUAUGCCAUCCUGAAGGAGCUGUACAACUUCAGAGGACCCGUCCCUGAUGCUGAUGAGGAAGAGCUUGAUGAGUGUGUGGAAUGUCGUAUACAUCAGUUAGAGGAUCUGGAAGCAGCAUUUGCAGAUCUUCUAGAGGACGAUGGAGAAGAGACAGUUACACGCUGGGCCAGCAACCCUGGUAUGGCUUCGUUAGCCCAACUGGUUUUCAGUUUGAAGUCAAGAAACCCAUGCCCCGACUAUGAGAUGGUCCAUCAGGCGGGGUUAACCUGUGACUCUGUUGAACUGCCUCACCACAUCAGCACUGAUGAGGAGAUUGACAGACUCAUCUCAGCUGUACAGCUGUUUCUGACACCUCUGCCCAAACCUACACUGGUUACUAUGUCCAGGUCCAGUCUAGAUGAAUACUGUCCAGUAGAGCAGGUGGAUUCAGUCCAGAGCAGAGUAUUGGCUGUACUGGAGGCCCUGUAUGGACCACUGGACUUACACAAAGACUAUGAAAACAGCAGUACAGAGGCUCUGGACUGCCAACCACAGGCCUCAUAACAAACAUGCACAUACACAUGUCACAUUUGGAUGUAGUGGAUGUACUGUUUGAUAAGAGAACCACAUGAAAAAUAACACAUCAGAUAUUGUUGCACUGAAUCUUGAGGUAUAUUUACAUCUUGUGUCUAACAGGUGGCAAUUUGAGGCACUUUGUUGUGAUUAUGUAAUGUAAUAACAUUGAAGUGGCUGCAGAAGUUCACCAUCCUGGAUUUAGUUUGUACAGAAGACACUGACACUGACACUGUUCACAUGCACAGAAGAGACCAGAUUACCAUCAAAAUACAGGUUACAGGAUAAGCCUGGUCAUAUUCUGUUCUUCCAUAUAGUCAACAAAUCCCAUGUGCAGGCCAAAACCAACCCUGAAUGUAUCCUACUAGCAAUCAUUUUGUGUGUGUCAAAGCCUGAUAUACAGUAUCUUAUUCCUCUGUGCCACAGAACUACAUUGUUCUCCAAUUAUUAUUAUUAAAAAAACAUGAAUGAGCCACACUGUCGCACUGGGUGACAUGUUCCUUUAUUACCAUAAACACAUACUGUAGUUUAUUUUGACUCAAUACCAAGCACAUACUGUCCUGCUAGCUAGCACUAAAUGUGUAUUCAUGUGCUAUUAAAAAUAGUGUCCAACAAAUGCAAAAUUUCUGCCUGUCUGAGUAAAGUUUGCUAAAAACUACAAGGGCCAGCUGUUAUAGGAAAUUACUGAGCCUUUUUAAAAGCCAGUUUAAAAAGGUUUAUGGGUUCAGUAGGUAGCAAUGGCUUGGACUGCGACAGAAAGUAGGGAAGUCAGAAAAUACUGAGAGGCAAACUAACACAGUGUAGGGUUUUUGGUCUUUACAUGAGAUUUGUUGAUCAUAACAAUAAUAUAGAAUAUUUCCAGCCUUAUUCUUUUAGGCAGAAAAAAUUAAUAUGUGCUGCAAUAUUCUGAUUAUAGUUGAUAAGUUUUUUUCCCCACUACCUGUAGGGGUAUGGCACUGGUACAGAAGGCACUGUCAAUGCAGUGUGUGCAUGUUUCAGAUUUCUAAAUAUCUUUCUGUUGAGCUUUGGAAACUGACAUAUUUAGUGUUUCAGCUCUUCUGAUUAUAACAGUAAAAUUAGUAAAGUUUUGUUCUGUUAAACUCCGUAUUAGAUUACUUUCAAUACACCACUACUCAGCUACAGUAAUGAUCCUCGUUUUCAUUCUGCUACACUGCUGCCAUAGUGAUAUACUCCCUGUCCUGGGUCUUUGUUAUGCAAAUGCAGACAUGUAAAAACCCAGUUUGGAAACCCAGUUGAGGGUGUGUAUGUCCAAGAUAUUAGAUUCCCCAAGCAGAAAUGUAGAUGUCUUAAUUGUAUUUUUGUUAAACCACUUAGCAUCAUAGAAUAGGAGAAGUGACGGUUUGUUUAAACAAAACUGGUGUGUUUUCACACGUUUCUGAACCCUUUGUUAACCUACUCUAUACUGAAAACAGAUUGGUGAAAUGCUUAAGGCUAUGUUUCAUGUAAAAUAAACCUUCAGCUGUCUGUAAUAUCUUAGAUCACAACUGUCAGCUGCAACACAGUAGAGUUCCCCAGCUCUACUAAAUGAGACGGAGGAUUUACCCUUUCCUCACAAAAUAAAAGAUAAUGUUGGUAUCGUCACUACAGAGAAAUAAAUUGGCAAUUGUAAAUCAGUCCGUUACCUACGUACUUGUUCACUGCCCUUGUUUAACAAUUUGAUGGAACUAAUACAGUUACUGUAUGUCAAUUUGAGGCUGGUAUGGAAAAUUGUCAUAAGAAUUUUUUUUGUUUUCAUAAUUGUAUACAGUGAACAGUAGAAGCCUCUAAAUUAACCCUUACCGAACACCAUGUCAUUUUUAUCCACUCAGAAGUUACAGUAGUAGUUCUCUAGUAGUUGAAUACUGUUUUUUAAAUAACCUUACAGCAACUGGAUAAGGAUUUUCAAUGAAAUCUAACAGAGGUGAGUGAGUUUUCCUAAAUUAUACAUUUUACACAUAUGGCAUACAGUAUAAUAACUCAU